Biomphalaria glabrata is the source of this 7662-nucleotide messenger RNA. RefSeq names its product basement membrane-specific heparan sulfate proteoglycan core protein-like. The transcript has 40 exons. NCBI's taxonomy places the organism in Eukaryota, Metazoa, Mollusca, Gastropoda, Planorbidae. Gene Ontology annotation, biological process: cell-cell adhesion. The record is from RefSeq and is a predicted model, not a curated record. Bases 31 to 5910 code for a protein of 1959 amino acids. Gene Ontology annotation, molecular function: calcium ion binding; cell adhesion molecule binding. Gene Ontology annotation, cellular component: cell-cell junction.
CAUUCUCAUCAGGGCCACUACCACAAUGCCAUGCAGUCUGUUACACUGGGUAACCUGCGCAUGGACAUUGCAGGGCCCAAUGGUCGAGUGGCUGCUUCAGAAGUAGAGAGAUGUAGCUGUCCUGAAGGUUACUCUGGCCUUUCAUGUCAGUCAUGUGCUCCUGGCUUUGUUCGAGUCCCUGAUCCAAGAACUGCCCUUGGUCGUUGUGCCAGAUGCAGCUGCAAUGGACACAGUAACAGCUGUGACCCAGCUACAGGUGUUUGUCAGAACUGCCAGCACAACACGGAGGGAGACAGGUGCGAGCGUUGUAUUAGAGGAUAUUAUGGUGACCCUACAUCAGGCACACCAAAUGAUUGCAGGCCCUGUGCUUGUCCUCUCACUAUCCCAUCCAACAAUUUCUCACCAACAUGUGUAUUGGAUACCUCAGACAAUAGAAUCACUUGUGACAAGUGCCCUCCUGGCUACACUGGACGGGACUGUGGACAGUGUGCUCCUGAAUAUUCUGGUAACCCAAGACAGCCUGGUGGAAAAUGUCAAAGAAUUCAGCAGUUUGAAGUGGAUGUGAGUCCUGCAAUUGUCAGGGAGCCUCUUGGCUCAACUAUCAGGUUUCUGUGCACACCUCGUGGCAGAGGACCAUUUAAUGUGGUAUGGAGCAGGCUUGACGGGCAAGCAUUACCCAGCAGAGCCACAAUUGGGACUGGUCCCGGCUAUGAGCUGACCAUCUUAGAUGUGGACUACACUGAUGCUGGACGAUAUGUUUGUUCAGUGACCAACCCUGAUGGCUCAAAUCGAGACAUAGGAACACUCUUUGUAGAAAGACCUGAUUUGCCUAUAAAAGUUAGAAUUCAAGAACCCACUCGACUGGUCAAGUGGCAAGGUGAUCAAGCCGAGUUUAUCUGUGAGGCUAUCCAAUUUAACAGCGCUGCUAAUUAUGUCUUGACCUGGAGGAAAGAUGGCGGUCAGCUACCUUCCAAGGCUGUUGAGCAAAGCGGAGUUCUGUACAUUCCAGACCUAGACCAGAAUGACCUGGGCCGCUACACCUGCACUGGUUCACAGAGGGGCAGAAUAGACAGUGCCACUGCUGAAAUCAUGUUUGGUGAGAUCCCAGAAUCCCCAACUGUCAGAAUUGAGCCUCCAAGUAUAAGAGUCCAAGAAGGACAGAGAGUUGAGUUAGUUUGUGUUGUUACUGGAAGUCCAAGACCAACCAUUAAAUGGACUAAAGGUAACACAGAUCCCUUACCUCCCCAUAUAAUAACUGACAGAGAGGGUCGGCUCAUCAUAGAGUCUGUUUCACCCAGUGAUAGAGCAGCUUACUACUGCAUUGCAGAAAACUAUGUUGGCACUUCAAGGACAAGGGCCACAAUUCUGGUCUUACCAGCAACUGUUGCUCGAGUGAUUGUCCGCAGAGCUGACAUUAUAGCAAUCGUUGGUCAGAGUGAGCAAAUGGUCUGUGAAACUGAUGGCACAGGAGUAACCCUGCAAUGGUCCAGAGAAGGUGGCCUGCCUCCUGGAGCUAGACAGAGUGGCGGUGUGUUGACGUUGACCAACAUCCAACCUUCAUUUGCUGGGACUUACCUUUGUACAGGCACCAGCUUAACAGGAACUGUUAUUGGAAGAGCCACAUCAAGACUUACAGUGACUGGCUCAAUAAAUGUAAAGCCUACAUCCAGAAUAGAGCCAGCUGAGGGACUAACUAUUGGCUCAGGAACAACAGGAACACUGCGAUGUAUUGUUACUGGUGAGCCAGCUCCUACCAUUGUAUGGUCUAGGUCUAGAGGUCCACUAUCCAGCAACCACCAGGUGAGAGGUGAUGUCUUAAGAAUUCUCCAGGCUACACCAGAAGAUCGUGAUCGCUAUAUCUGCACUGCCACCAAUGAGGCUGGUGUCUCAGUGGCCACUGUUGUUGUUAACAUUGAACGCCGUGAGCCUCCUCUUGUCACGCUGUACCCAUCUGUCAGCCUGAUCAAAAGACAAGGUGAGAGUGCCAUGUUCCAGUGCAGAGUUACCCAAGGCCAGCCUGCACCUACAGUCACCUGGACCAGAGCUGGUGGCCUGCCUCUUACUGAGAGAACCAAAGUUGAACAGAAUGGAGUGCUGAUGUUCCGUAACUUGACUCAACGAGAACAAGGAGAGUAUAUCUGCACAUCUGAGAAUGUUGUGGGAUCAGUCUCUGCAACAGCAAGUCUGAGGGUUCAAGGUGCACCAGUCAUUGAGAUCACCCCAGGUACUACAAUAAUUGUUGAGGAAGGCAGAAGACUGUAUAUUGAGUGUGUGGCCAGUGGUGAACCAGCCCCUGAUGUCUUCUGGAGAUCUGAAACCAGGAGGAGGUCAGAGGUGCUACCUGAUGAUGUAACUGAGAAUGGAAGAAGCAGGUUGGCAUUUGAUUCUGUACAAAAGAGUGAUGCAGGUCGAUACACAUGUAUGGCAAGAAAUGAAUUGGGUGAAACUAAAGAAACUGUGGAAGUCAUAGUAAAUGAUGCCAGUGGAAACCCUGAGACAGACCUUACCAUUGUGGGCCCUAGCAGGCUGACUUACACCAUGGGUCAGUCUAUUGAACUCACUUGUCUGUCCAAGGAUUUGCCCAACGCACAAAUCACAUGGCGUCGCCCUUAUAGGCAGCCCUUGCCACCAGGCAGCAGGGUCAGCAAUGGAGUUCUGUACAUCCCCAGGAUAACCCCUGAGUACGCAGGAGAGUACAUCUGUUCUCUAGCCAAUGACUUCCAGACUGUCUUCAUUACUGUCACUGUGACAUCUAAUUUAGUGAUUAGCCCGUCCUCAACAAGAGUGAGAGCUGGAGCAAGUUUACGUCUUAGUUGCCAGUUGGGUGGUUCAUAUCCUUACACUGUUGAGUGGAGCAAAGAGGAUGGUGUCUUGUCCCCACAGGCCAGGGAAAGCAAUGGAGUCUUGGACAUCAGGCAGGUGACCAGUGCAGACGCUGGCCGCUACAAGUGUGUGGCCACCACGGACAUUGGCUCGAAUGAAGCCUAUGCUGAUGUCAUUGUUGUAGUGCCUCCUUCUAUUGAUAUACAAACAUCAAUUAUACUCAGAUACCCAUAUGGUAUUCAGCUCAUUUGCAAUGCCAGAGGAAGUCCUGCACCAACUAUUCGCUGGGAGAGAGAAAAUGGAGCAGCUUUUCCUGAUCAGCAUCAGAUUGGUGACGGCGUUCUCACGAUCUACAAUGCUUCUUCUGUUGACUCUGGUAACUAUAGCUGUAUUGCUUCCAAUGAAGCUGGACGUGAGCAGAUCACUUUCCCAGUCAUUGUUGAUAAUGACUUUGGUGAUGAGAUAGGUGUCAACUAUUAUGUAGAGGGAGAUGCAAUAGAUCUGGAGGUUACCCCAGAAUCCUUCACCGAAGCUGCUACUUUCAAAUGGUCCAAACUGGAGGGCCCAAUAAGCCGCUACGCUGUCAUCUCCAAUUAUUCACUUCACAUAGAGAAUGCAAAGGUUAGUGACAGUGGCACCUACCGCUGCACACUUACAGGCCCUGCGGGAUCAAGAUCUGUUGAUAUCAGGUUGAAGGUCACUGCCAAGCCAUCAAUCAACACCUUUCAGGAGUAUACCACAGCAGCUUUAGGCAGCCCAGCUCAGCUCAAGUGUAAUAUUCAGAGCUCAGGACCACCCAGGGUGACAUGGAUUAAAAAAGAUGGCGAACUACCUUAUGAGCAUGAAGUGAGCCAGGAUGGCAGCCUGUACAUCCCAAGAGUCAGGGAAGGAGACACAGGUGCAUAUGCCUGCCAGGGUUCAGGUCAAGUUGGCCCUUCUGUUUAUCCUGUCUACCUGUUUGUUGGAGCCUUGGUGCCAUAUUUUGGAAGAAAUAAUGAGAAUUCAUAUCUGGAGUACCUACCACUUACUGAUGCCUACCAAGACCUAGAUAUUUUGUUGUCUUUCCGACCUGAAUCAACUGAUGGCUUGCUGUUGUACAAUGGACAAUACCCCACUGCUGCAGGAAACUUUGUCUGCUUUGGAUUGCAACAGCAGGUUCCAGAGUUCAGGUUUGAUGUUGGUUCUGGCCCUGCCAUCAUACGAGGUAACAGGUCUCUAGAGCUGAACAAAUGGCAUACUGUGCACCUAAAGCGAUCCGAAAAAAAUGGCACUUUGCUAGUCAAUGAUGAACCUGCUUAUGUUGGUGUCGCUCCUGGGCAGCAUGAAGGUCUAGACCUUGGUGCACCUCUCUACCUCGGCUCUGUUCCAGACUACAGAGAUAUUCCUCCUUCCACUGGUUAUUCCCAUGGCUUUGCUGGCAGUCUGAGUCAAGUGCAGGUUAAAGGUGUUAAUAUGAACCUGGGUGCUGAGGCAGUGAGUCUGAAAAAUGUCAUCCCCUAUGACGUGUGUGCUAUUGAGAGGCCAUGUGUGAACGGCGGCACUUGCAGAGCCUUCAACAUUCGCUAUGGCUAUGUGUGUGAGUGCCCUUCAGGAUAUGGAGGAGAGAAAUGUGAACAGGAGAGAGAGACCUGCUCCCCAGGACUUUGUGGAACAGAAGGCAGGUGUGUCAAUCUGCCUCAAGGUGGCUACUCUUGUGCUUGUCCAUUAAGAUUGACUGGAGAUCGCUGCAGUAGAACCAUCCAGAUAGCUGACCCAGCGUUUGACAGAACCUCCUUCAUUUCUUAUGACACAAUUAAAGGUGGACUUAUGACCCUGAGCAUCAAGUUAGACUUUAACCCCAGAAGAUUAGAAGAUGGCAUCAUUCUGUACAAUGCCCAGAAGGCUGAUGGAAAGCAAGAUUUUAUUGCACUUGUUGUCAAAGACAGACACUUGGAGUUUAGAUUUGAUGUUGGCUCAGGUCCAGCAAUAAUCAGGAGUCGUUACCCCCUGAGAGCCAAUGAGUGGACCAAAGUUGUCGCUGAGCGCAGAGGACGUGAGGGUAUGCUGACAGUCAAUGACGAAGAGUCUGUUAACGGAUCAGCAUCUGGUAAUAAGUCAGUGGGUUUCAACUUGGAGCGACCUCUGUACCUGGGAGGUGUAGAUCCUAGUGAGGUGAUCAACCCUGGAGCUGGAGUAUACACAGGAUUUAUUGGCUGUGUUGGUCAGCUUGUCGUUAACGAAAGAAACAUUGGACUAAUUGAUGAGGCCAGGGAGACUAUGAACAUUCGUGACUGCGGAGAAAGAACAAUGUGUUCCAGGAAACCUUGCCAGAACAAUGGCGUGUGCACCAACCGCUCUCCCACAGAAUAUUUCUGUACCUGCCCAGAAGGUUUCUCUGGUCGUAACUGUGAAGUCAAAAUAGACAUUUGUGUCUUGGAGUCCCCAUGUAAUGAAGGUAUUUGUGUCCCACAAAACAACUACUACAGGUGUAUGUGCCCCUUGAACUGGGCAGGAAAUAAUUGUCAAUAUUCUGUGAAAAUUGGUACUUCAGCCAACUUCCAGGGAGAGGGCUACAUUGAGAUAUCAUCGGAUAAAUUCCCCCGACAGAACAGACGUGCCCAGGAAAACUUGACAGUGACAAUAACAACAACAGAACCAAAUGGUUUGAUCAUAUGGCAAGGUCAGAAACCAGACAGUCAUAUUAAGGCAACGUCGGAUUACUUUGCCGUUGCAGUUGUGGAUGGAUAUUUAGAGUUCAGUUACGAUCUUGGAGAUAAACCUGGUGUGCUGAGAUCCUUGUUGCCUGUCAAUGAUGGUUAUCCCCAUGACAUCACAGUCUCUAGAAAUGGUAAACAUGGUAAAUUGAAAGUUGACCAACAGGCUGAGGUAUCUGGUCUCUCAGGUGGAGAGCUCAAAGUUUUGAAUGUAAUGGGCAACAUUUUUGUAGGUGGUGUUCCAGACAUGAAGCGCUACACUGACAACACUUUCAGCAAAAACUUCAACGGCUGCGUGUCCAACCUCAGGCUCUUUGGGUCGAACAAUCUGGACUUUGGUGUGGAUGCUCUAGGGGGCUUGAAUGUGGUAUCCUGUGAAACGCGACCCUUCUAGCUCAUUAUAAAAUAGAUUCUAGCAAAUGUUUCAGUUAUUAUCUAGUGCCUUUUUGAAAUAUUUUUAUUUUGUUAAUAGUCCUCAUCAAUAUCAUCAUCACUAAUUGUCUCCCAUCUGUCUGUAAAUAAAUAGAAAAAGAUUUAUUGGACUUGGUUAUGCAGUCAACUACAUUUUAAUGUGUUGGACAUACAAUAGAAAAGGAAAAAACAAAAUUAAGGCCAUCUUUAAAUUCAUUGUCCCAAUGUAAGACACUUUUUAAUGCAUCAUUUGUGUAUGAAUAGUGUUUGGGUCAACUCAACUAUUUUGAUGAUGUAUUUUUUUUUCGUAUAUUGAAGCAAACUAUAACAUUACAGCUAAAUUUACAGUAAGCCCUCUUGGACAAUGGUGUUUAUGUUUCUGAAUAUUUUGAAGCCAAGUCAGUAUUUGUUUUAAAUAUCAUUUCAUCACUUUCAACAAUUGUGUAUAUUCAACUUACCUAUGCAAUAAAUGGUUUUGACAAGAGAAGACUAUAUCCUUUACAAUUACAAGUGAAUGAAUGUGGCCUGUUUGUCCCUGUCGCUAGGCUUCUCAUGUUAACACAAUACUCACCAAGCAAUCCUUUAACCCUGGUGCUAUCAAGACAUGUUUGAUUUCUUGUGACCUAUGCAAUAAAUGGUUUUGACAAGAGAAGACUAUAUCCUUUACAUUUACAAGUGAAUGAAUGUGGCCUGUUUGUCCCUGUCGCUAGGCUUCUCAUGUCAACACAAUACUCACCAAGCAAUCCUUUAACCCUGGUGCUAUCAAGACAUGUUUGAUUUCUUGUCAUUUCAGUCAUCUAUUUUUUAAAAAAUUGUAUUUAUGUUUGUAUGUCUGUCCCACUCCGUCAGUAGGUGUCAGUGAUGUAAUGGCUAGAUGUUUUGAUCCCUGAGGUGAAUGAACACAUUUUUAUUUUGUUUCUUUUGACUUUGAUUAUGGACAGACAUGUUUUGAAAAAGACAAUAAAUGAUUCUGUUCCGAUUAUCUCAUUUUAGUCAUCGUAGUCUCCCUUUAUUCAUACAUGCAUAACAAAAUCAAGUUAUUAUCUCCCUUCGAUUGAUACACAAAGUUUAUAUUAUUAGUUAAAAUAAAUAAAUAAUUGAAAAAGACUUGAAAAGUUCCUAUCUAGAAAGUAAUUUAAUUUGUGUGUGUGUAUGUUGUGCUUCUGGCUUCCCUAUAGGCCAUCACAUUUAAAAUGACUUUACAUUAUACAUGUCUGUUAUAAUAUUUUAAAUAACAAUGUAACUUUUUGCAUAAUAUUUUUGUUUUCUUACAACUGAUUAUAAAUUGAAUGCUUAGUUUAAUGAUUCUUUUUUUUUUUGUAGUUUGUUGUACAUCAUUUUCAGUUUUUGUCACUGGGAAAACCUUAAAAGUGAAAAAAACAAAACAACUUUUUUACAUUUAUUUCAAUGCUGACAUUGUAAAAAAAAAAAAAAAGAACAAGUAAGGUAAUCCUUUGGCCAGUGUAACAAAUAAAAAGCCUUGUAUUAUGCUAGCAAGUUCAAAUUUUAGCACUCUCAAAAUGCCUGGUACCAGUAUCAGAAAAUCAACAGCUAAAUUCUUUUCCAAAAAAAUAUAUUAUACAAAAAUAUAUUGUUUCCUUUAGUUUAUAGGUUCAAGUUUUUAUUAGGUCCUGUGUUCACUGUUAGGUUCUGAGUUUAAAUGAGGCUGUUGAUUGUAGAUAACAUUAGAGUCUGUGAUGUUCUCAACUCUUUGAAAUAAAGGAACAAAACAAGA